Esox lucius (northern pike) is the source of this 2427-nucleotide messenger RNA. It is a transcript of the gene odc1, whose product is annotated as ornithine decarboxylase 1. The record is from RefSeq and is a predicted model, not a curated record. The transcript has 10 exons. Gene Ontology annotation, molecular function: ornithine decarboxylase activity. The coding region runs from base 337 to 1713 and encodes 458 amino acids. Lineage: Eukaryota; Metazoa; Chordata; Actinopteri; Esociformes; Esocidae. Gene Ontology annotation, cellular component: cytoplasm.
CCCAAAGUGCCGGUUUCCACUCGUAGUUCAGCCAAGAAGCGUAACACAGUAGCCUACCGAGAUAGAGCUGCCUGAUAAGGGAAAAUUGACUUUUUUUUUCUCCAGGAUUCUGGUCUAAUGGACACACUCUUUGUAAAUGCUUUUUAAGAAUAAUCGCUUCAGGAAAGCGCACACUGGCUACUCUGCUGGCCCCGGCCUAGAGUCUUAUCUUAAAGGUUUCAACUUCACCGGUGAACCACCUUGGCUGCUCUGCACCUGAUUAAACUAUUUUACUGAAUUCCAUCUCUUUCUUGUCCAAUUUUCUUUUGUGACCACAAUCUAAAAGAUUCUGCGACCAUGAACACUUUCACUCCUGCAGAUUAUGCCUUCACGUUCCUGGAGGAAGGCUUCUGUGCCCGUGACAUUGUUGAACAGAAGAUCAACGAGACAUCAAUGUCGGAUGAUAAGGAUGCCUUCUAUGUAUGCGACUUGGGUGAUGUGUUGAAGAAGCACCUGAGAUGGGCACGUGCAAUGCCCCGCGUCACGCCCUUCUAUGCAGUGAAAUGCAAUGACAGCCGGGCUGUUGUCACAACCCUGGCAUCCUUGGGUUCUGGCUUUGACUGUGCAAGCAAGACUGAGAUUCAGAUUGUUCAGUCUCUCGGCGUGGAUGCUAGCAGGAUCAUCUAUGCCAACCCUUGCAAGCAAGUGUCCCAGAUCAAGUAUGCCUCUGCGCACGGAGUCCAGAUGAUGACAUUUGACAGCGAGGUGGAGCUCAUGAAGGUGGCUCGAUGCCACGACAAUGCGAAACUGGUAUUGCGCAUUGCCACCGAUGAUUCCAAGGCAGUGUGCAGGCUGAGUGUGAAGUUUGGUGCCACCCUGAAGGCCUGCAGAGGUCUCCUGGAGCGGGCUAUGGAGCUGGGCCUAGACGUUAUCGGGGUCAGCUUCCACGUGGGCAGCGGCUGCACUGACCCAGACACAUACAGCCAGGCCAUCUCUGAUGCCCGUUAUGUUUUUGACCUGGGGACUGAGGUUGGUUUCAACAUGACCCUCCUGGACAUUGGUGGUGGUUUCCCUGGGUCUGAGGAUACCAAACUCAAAUUUGAGGAAAUCACAGCAGUUAUCAACCCAGCACUUGACAAGUACUUCCCUGCUGACUCUGGGACCAGGAUAAUUGCAGAGCCAGGCCGCUACUAUGUGGCCUCUGCAUACACUCUGGCUGUUAACAUUAUUGCCAAGAAAGUCGUCAUGAACGAGCAGUCUGCCUCUGAUGAGGAUGAUGACUGGACCAGUGACCGGACUCUUAUGUACUAUGUAAAUGAUGGUGUCUACGGCUCCUUCAACUGUAUUCUGUAUGAUCAUGCUCACUGCCUGCCGACCCUGCACAAGAAGCCCAAACCAGAUGAGCGAAUGUACCCCUGCAGUAUCUGGGGACCAACCUGUGAUGGCCUAGACCGUAUCGCUGAGCAUUGCACUCUGCCAGACAUGCAAGUAGGAGAGUGGUUGCUGUUUGAAAACAUGGGGGCCUACACUGUGGCUGCUUCCUCUACCUUUAAUGGCUUCCAGAAGCCAGAUAUCUACUACAUAAUGUCCCGCACAGCUUGGCAGUGCAUGCAGCAGAUCCGUGCCCAGGGGAUGCCCACUCCUGUGGAGGAGACAUCCUCUGUGACAUCCAGCUGUGGUCAUGAAAGCACCCUGGAGGUGCCUGCCAAACCUUGCCAGACCCGUGUGCUCUGAAUGCAACAUCAACAAUAUAAUUUCAUGCUCCAACACACAGCCACUCUAAGAGCCUAAUAUCCUGUUAUUAAUUUACUAUUAAAUGUUUUAAUUUUAUACUUAUACCAUUAAAAGGCCAGUUACUUGACUGGAAAAUAAGAGGGGCAUGGUUGUGCACAGUUCUCACACUUCUGUAUGAAAGACUGAGAUCUAAUCCUGAGGAGGCUGACUCUCUCAAGGUCCCUAUGGGUACCUACUGUUACUGGGGUCUAAUUGGCUAAUGCCUAACCAUCAAGGUUGUAUGUUGAAUUCCCAUAGGGGCCACAAGACUAAUAAACCAUUCUGGUUGAGUGCUUUUACAUAAUGACAAAUACUCUUGACUCCCAGAAGGCUCCCUUCAAUUGAAUCCUCUACCCCACAUCUCAUGAAUCUAUAGGGGCUGUUUGAGAGCAGAUUCGUUUUUCAGGAAAUGGCUGCUAAAAUAUUUAAUUUUCCCCAGAUCUCAUCCUUCAUACAGGACCUCUUCAAAAUAGGGACUCAACAUGCAGGCUCUCUUCGGUAUUUUUGUUUUUUAAACUUAGAACAUCUUAAAUUUUAUGAAUUAAUUUACUGUUGAUGUAUUUUUUAAAUGGAUAUGAAAGAGAUGGGAUUGCACAUUUGUAUCGCUUUCCUAUGGAAACUUUUUUUAAUUUUGUAUUUUUUUUAAUAAAUAAAACAUGUAGGUGCAGAGUAAAA